AUGUCACGACGAAAUCAAAUUAAUGAAAGAAAUAAUGAUGAUGAUGAUAAUAAUAAUAAAAGACAUGAUGAAGAUUUUUUUGGUGGACAUAAAAAACAAGAAACAGAUCUAGGUGGUGUUGGUGGUAAAUCAUUAUGGGAUGCUGCUAAAGAUAUUGUUACAAGUCGAGAAAAAGCUGAAACAUUACCAACUGAAUCAAAUACGGUUCUUUUUGUUGGAAGUCGAACUGGAGGUAAAACAACAAUGAUUCUACGAUAUUUAGAAAGAACAAACGAAGCAGCUAAACCAACAAUAGCACUUGACUAUAAUUAUGCCAAAAAACCUAAAACGAUUGAUACAAUAGGAAAAGAUGUUGGUCAUAUAUGGGAAUUAGGUGAUGGUACUUUUCUUACUAAAUUAAUUGAUGUUGUUCUUACACCAGAAACAAUUGGAAAUGCAUCUGUUGUACUUGUACUUGAUCUAUCUCAACCACAAGAAUUAUGGCAUACAUAUCAAAUAUUAUAUGAAGCAAUAGCUAAAAGAGUUAAAUAUUGUAUUAGUGAAGCAGCAAAACAAAAUCCACAUAUAAAAGAUAAACUUAAAGAAGCAAUUCUUAAACGUCUUGGUAAUGCAGUUCGUUUAGAUAAAGGUGAAAUUGAACCACUUCGUAUUCCACUAUUAAUUAUUGGAUCAAAAUAUGAUCAAUUUCAAACUUUAGAACCUGAUGAAAAAAAAUCUAUUAUAAAAACACUUCGUUUUCUUACUUAUUAUCAUGGUGCGACAUUAAUGUCUUAUAGUGAAAAACAAGAAAGUGUACAUUUAAGAGCAAUAAUUAAUCAUUUCUUAUUUGAUACUGCAUUAUCAAAUAAACAACCACAAAUUGAUUAUCAAAAACCAUUAUAUGUUAAAUCAGGUAGUGAAACACCUGAACAAAUUGGUCCACCACCUAUUCCUGAAUAUGAACUUGGUGAUGUACGAGAAAAUUCACCAAUAGCUCUUUGGAGAGCUGCAUAUUGUAAACGAUUUCCACAAGAAGUUGAAAAACGUGAUCCAUCAUCAACACAAGAUUAUGGUCGUGAUCCUCAAUAUGCUGAUGCAUCAAUUGAUGCUAUGCGAGAACAAAAAAUGGCUGAAUUACAACGUUAUCUAACAAUGAAAAAUCGUUCACAUUCUUAA
Molecule: messenger RNA, 1155 nt
Organism: Rotaria sp. Silwood1
Lineage: Eukaryota; Metazoa; Rotifera; Eurotatoria; Philodinida; Philodinidae
Source: the annotation of a GenBank genome assembly